This is a messenger RNA of Mytilus trossulus (common blue mussel), 3027 nucleotides long. RefSeq lists its product as uncharacterized. The transcript has a single exon. Gene Ontology annotation, molecular function: RNA-DNA hybrid ribonuclease activity; nucleic acid binding. The coding region runs from base 1 to 3027 and encodes 1008 amino acids. NCBI's taxonomy places the organism in Eukaryota, Metazoa, Mollusca, Bivalvia, Mytilida, Mytilidae. The record is from RefSeq and is a predicted model, not a curated record.
AUGAACGAAUCACAUGAACAAGUAAACGAAGAUAAUGGUAAAACCGUAUUACACUCCUCCCUAGCACCACAUAAAACAUCAAAUGUUAUAUUGAAAACCGCUGUCGCUUGCGUGAGCUCAGGAACACAGUCAACGGAUGCUAAUAUUUUACUAGACGAAGGAGCACAGAGAUCAUUCAUCACAGAAUCACUCGCCAGAAAACUAUAUUUAGGUAUAAACGGGACCGAAAUAGUUCAUCUUUCUGGAUUCGGAGAGCAAAACAGACAAGUUAGGCAUAUGCAAUCGGCAACGAUUUACUCACAAACUGACGAUGUAGAAAACAUACCGCUCGAGGUACUUAUCAUUCCUGAAAUAGCAUUACCGAUACAAACGCACAUGAAAUCAGUAGUUAAUAUGAGACAUUUGCAUGGCUUGAAAUUAGCACACCCAAUUACCGAAGAUGACAUGUUUGAUAUUAAUUUACUUAUUGGAGCAGAUUAUUAUUGGAGUAUAGUAGGAGAUAAAAUCAUAAGAGGUAAUGGACCGACUGCCGUCGAGUCUAAAUUAGGAUAUUUACUUUCUGGACCAACGACAAGUAUUAGAGAAUCAAACAGAAGUUCAAUAUUGAACGUUAUCGUGUCUCAUAAAGCAGAGGAAUGUAAUUUAACAAAGUUUUGGGAAAUCGAGUCCCUUGGUAUAGAAGACAGUAACACAAAUACAGAGCUAGAAGAAUUUCAAACGAUUUAUGAAAACUCAUCAGUGUCAUUUCUUGACAACAAGUAUGUCGCCAAGCUACCUUGGAAAACCAACCACCCGCCAUUACCGUCAAACAAAGCAGUCGCCUUUCGUAUGACCGAAAAUGUAAUAAGACGUCUUAGUAAAGAACCGCAAUUGUUACAAAAGUAUGGAGAAAUCAUCGAAGAACAGGAAAAGCGAGGGUUUAUAGAGAAAGUCGAGAAAGAUUUAGUUAAACCAAAUAUCAAGUUACAUUAUAUCCCGCAUCACGAAGUGAAGAAAGAUUCCGCCACUACACCUAUCAGGAUCGUGUAUGAUUGUAGUUGUAGACAAACACCGGACACCGCCAGCUUAAAUGAUUGCCUACUUAACGUACCUCCGAAGUUGAAUAAUGUAACCGCAAUACUUUUAAGAUUCCGCAUGAAUAAAUACGCCGUAUGUACAGAUAUAGAAAAGUCAUUUCUCAACGUUGGACUAGAUAUUGAAGACCGUGACGUCACCAGAUUUUUCUGGUUAAGCAAUCCAACAGACCCAAGCAGUUGUAUCACGACUUAUAGGUUUAAAUCUGUAUUAUUUGGAGCCACCUGUUCACCAUUUAUAUUAAAUGCUGUUUUAUCAAAACACAUCAACAACCACCAGACAGAAUUUACUGACAAUUUAAUGAGAGAUUUAUACGUAGAUAAUAUUGUUUCUAGUUUUAAUUCCGAAGAUGAAUUGUCACAAUAUUUCAAAGUUGUUCGCAAAUUAUUUACAGAUGGUGGAUUCAAUUUACGCGCAUGGGCAUCAAAUAACAAACUAUUACAACAACUUGCAGAAUCUGAAAAAGUUAUCGACACAGAACAGGUAGUCAAAGUAUUAGGCUUGCGUUGGAAUACAGAUAAAGAUACGCUAAAGUAUGCUGAAAAUAUUCUAGACACGGAAAUAGACCUCAUCACGAAACGCGAAGUACUUAGAGAAUCGUCCAAGAUUUAUGAUCCACUCGGGAUCAUCAGUCCAGUUACCGUACGAGGUAAAAUAUUUAUGCAAACACUUUGGGGUGAAAAUAUGAAAUGGGACGAGCCAUUGCCUGAUCAUAUGAGAACAGAAUGGAUUGACAUCAGAAAAGAUAUUAAUGAAGCAACAAAGACCGUUAUACAUCGUCACUACUUUACAAAUUGUUCGGAUUCUAACAGCGACACUGUGAUACAUGUAUUCAUGGAUGCUAGCAUGAAAGCUUACGGAGCUUGUGCAUACCUAGUUUCAGAAGGAAAAAGUUCACUCUUAAUGUCAAGAAAUCGAGUAGCACCGUUAAAACAGCUAACAAUUCCAAGACUAGAACUAAUGGCAGCAGUAAUUGGAAGUCGACUUUUAUAUCAUAUUUUGUCUCAUAUUAAUGUUAAUCGUGUAAUAUUAUGGAGCGAUAGCCAAAUUGUCUUGAGCUGGCUGAGUUCGAACAAGACAUUAAAACAAUUUGUCGCUAACAGAGUGAAAGAAAUCAAAGAACUGACUGAAAAGUUUACAUGGAAAUACUGUCCAAGUGAAUCCAAUCCCGCCGAUUUACUAUCAAGAGGAAUAACAACUCAAAAGUUUAGAGACAACAUGCUAUGGAUGAACGGCCCUGAUUGGUUAACGAACGAGAAUAAAUGGCCUGAAUGGAAAAUAGAUGAAACGCAAAUUAUGCCAGCAAGUGCUCAACAAGAAGUUACAGUUGAUACGACACAAAUACUGAGUACACACAGUGUAACGCAGGAAAAUACCAUAUUUGACAUUGACAGGUUUAAUUCUUUCAAGAAACUUUUGAGAGUCAUAGCCUACGUUGAAAGAUUUAUAUUUAACUGUAGAUCGAGAGAAAAACGUACUGCAAAUCUUAAUACGCAAGAAUUACAGAAUGCAACGUAUACUUUGAUACAAGAAGUACAACGAAGACACUUUUUGGACGUAAAGCUAAGCUUACAAAAUGGUGAAACAAAGACACACAACUUAGUAAAACAACUGAAACUUUAUUUGGAUAAGGACAACUUGAUUCGUUGUGAAGGACGUAUUCAUAACGCGCCAUUGGAUAAAUCUACUAAAUUUCCUAUACUGCUACCUGCAAAAGAUAGAUUAACCAGACUCGUUAUAAUGGAUGCUCACAUUUCACAUUUACACUCAGAACUGUCAAGUACCGUCACACUAAUCCGGCAGACAUAUUGGAUACCGACUAUACGACAAGUUGCAAACAGUAUCUUACGCAAAUGUGUGACCUGUAAAAAGUUAAAGGCCGACCGUAUACAGCCCCAGAUCCGCCGCCUUUACCGAAGGACAGACUACGAGAAGCACCGCCGUUCACAGUAA